UACACUUGUCAUUCAGCUCGCCGCUCCUCCAAAUCUCUCUCUCUCUCUCUCUCUCCCCCGGCCACCUCCCUCUCAACAAAAAAGCAUGAAUAUGGCAGAGGCCUUGGAGGCCAGCGUGGUUGAAUCAGUGAAUGCCAUUUACCUUCUCUUCUCAUCAUAUCUUGUCUUCGUAAUGCAGCUCGGCUUCGCCAUGCUCUGUGCUGGUUCAGUCCGGGCCAAGAACGCCAUGAACAUCAUGCUCACUAAUGUCGUGGAUGCUGUCGUAGGCACGGUCUCCUACUACCUGUUUGGCUUCGCCUUUGCCUUUGGCUCUGGCACCAAUCCUUUCAUCGGAACUUCUCUAUUUGCUCUCGAAGGCAUCCCUAACGAAAGCUACGACUACUCCUACUUCCUGUACGAAUGGGCCUUCGCCAUUGCUGUGGCCGGUAUAACAAGUGGGUCCAUAGCCGAGCGCACCCAGUUUGGCGCCUAUCUAGUCUUCUCAUUCCUCCUCACUGGAUUCGUGUAUCCGGUGGUGGCUCACUGGGUGUGGUCGCCGACUGGGUGGCUCAGCCCCAACUACAGUGGGUCCAGCGGUUUGCUGUUCGGAGCUGGAGCCAUCGACUUCGCAGGGAGCAGAGUGGUGCACAUGGUGGGGGGCGUCGCAGGACUCUGGGGGGCGAUUAUAGAGGGCCCGAGAGUGGGCCGGUUCGACGCGUUUGGGAAGCCUGUUGCGAUGCGCGGGCACAACGCCACACUUGUCGUCCUCGGCACCUUCUUGCUGUGGUUCGGCUGGUUUGGUUUCAACCCUGGCUCUUUCAAUAAGAUCCUCGUCCCUUACCCAGAUGCCCCCUACCAGGGCAACUGGACCGGGGUCGGCCGCACUGCCGUCACUACGGCACUUGCCGGCUCCACCGCCGGCCUCGUCACCCUCUUCGGUCGUCGGUUGCUGGUCGGCCACUGGGACGCACUGGACGUGUGCAAUGGACUUCUGGGAGGCUUCGUGGCCAUCACUUCGGGCUGUUCUGUUGUGGAGCCGUGGGCCGCCCUGGUCUGCGGUUUCGUCUCGGCGUGGGUCCUCAUCGGGCUUAAUGCAUUGGCCUUGAAGCUCAGAUUCGAUGACCCACUGGAAGCAGCUCAGUUGCAUGGAGGCUGCGGCGCAUGGGGGCUCCUCUUCACGGGGCUGUUCGCCAAGGAGGAGUUGGUGGUCCAGGUGUACAACUCGGGUGAGGUUGGGUUGAGACGUCCCUUCGGACUCUUGAUGGGAGGUGGAUGGGGCCUGCUGGGAGCCCAGGUUGUAGAGCUCCUGGCGAUCCUAGGGUGGGUCAGCAUCACCAUGGCCUUGCUUUUCUUAGUCUUGAGUAAGCUACGCCUGCUCAGGAUAUCCGUGGACGAGGAGCUGGCGGGUCUCGACGUCUCCCGUCAUGGUGGUUAUGCAUAUGCUGACGACAACCAUCCACGGUUCUACGGAGAGUAUCUGAGGAUCCAAGACGAGGCUCGCUCCUGAAAGACAAAGCCCUUGUUCUCUGCCUCUACCUGCCCUCCCUGCUAUCUGCCUUUUCCUUGAUUCAACGCCGAGGCAUCGAAUGGAAUCAUAUUGUCAUUGAUUUUUUCAUUUUUAAUCAUAAAAAUCGUAUUUUCUUUGUCA
This is a messenger RNA of Dioscorea cayenensis subsp. rotundata (Guinea yam), 1627 nucleotides long. RefSeq names its product ammonium transporter 1 member 3-like. The transcript has a single exon. Gene Ontology annotation, biological process: ammonium homeostasis; ammonium transmembrane transport. Gene Ontology annotation, cellular component: membrane. Bases 86 to 1486 code for a protein of 466 amino acids. The record is from RefSeq and is a predicted model, not a curated record. Gene Ontology annotation, molecular function: ammonium channel activity. Lineage: Eukaryota; Viridiplantae; Streptophyta; Magnoliopsida; Dioscoreales; Dioscoreaceae.